CGGGGAGGUAGCCGGGCGGGCCACGGGGAGCGCAGGGGCCGCCAUGGCCCGGCGGCGGCGCCGCGCCUGCAUCGCGCUGUUCCUGGUGCUGCUUUUCGCCUUCGGCACGCUCAUGGGUCUGCGCACGCUCAAGGCUCCGGACGGACUGCCGGCGCUGGGCCCGGGCCUGGAGCUGGCGCCCUUUGAGCGACGCCCGGAGGGAGUCCCCGCGCCCGCCGCCCGGGCCCCGGCCGCCCCCGCCGCGCCGCCGCCUCCGCCUCCGCCGCCCCGCACUGCCGGCCCGGGCAGCCCCCCGGGCCCGGCCCCCGCGGAGGCCGAGCCCGCCCCCGGGCAGAGUCUGCGCGUCUACUCGGACCUGCACGCCUUCUACUACUCCUGGUACGGGAGCCCGCGGCGCGAAGGCCACUACAUUCACUGGGACCACGUCAUGGUGCCGCACUGGGACCCCAAGAUCUCGGCCAGCUACCCCCGCGGCCGCCAUAGUCCUCCCGACGACUUGGGCUCCAGUUUCUACCCGGAGCUGGGGCCCUACAGUUCUCGGGACCCCGACGUGCUGCGGGAGCACAUGACCCAGCUUAAGGAAGCCGCUAUCGGCGUCCUGGUCCUGUCCUGGUACCCACCUGGCAUGGCUGAUGAUAACGGGGAACCCUCAGAUGACCUGGUGCCCGCCAUUCUCGACACCGCCCAUCAGUACAAUAUCCAGGUGGCCUUCCACAUCCAACCCUAUAAGGGCCGGGAUGACGUCACUCUGCAUGACAACAUCAAGUACAUCAUUGACACGUAUGGCUCCCAUGGUGCAUUUUACCGCUAUAAGAACAGCAUGGGCAAGAGCCUCCCACUCUUUUAUAUCUACGACUCAUACCUGACGUCCCCUGAGGCCUGGGCUCACCUCCUGACACCCAAUGGGCCCCACUCCAUCCGCAACACCCCCUAUGAUGGGGUCUUCAUAGCCCUGCUGGUGGAGGAGGGCCACACCCACGACAUCCUGGCUGCCGGAUUUGAUGGCAUGUAUACCUACUUUGCCUCCAAUGGUUUCUCCUUCGGCUCCUCCCAUCAGAACUGGAAAGCCGUGAAGAACUUUUGUGAUGCCAACAACCUCAUGUUCAUCCCCAGCGUGGGGCCUGGCUACAUUGACACCAGCAUCCGGCCCUGGAAUAACCACAAUACUCGGAACAGGGUCAAUGGCAAGUACUAUGAGACAGCCCUGCAGGCAGCCCUGACGGUGAGGCCCGAGAUUGUCUCCAUCACCUCCUUCAAUGAGUGGCAUGAGGGCACCCAGAUCGAGAAGGCCAUUCCCAAGAAGACGCCAACACGUCUGUAUUUGGACUACCUGCCUCACCAGCCCAACCUGUACCUGGAGCUGACUCGCCGCUGGGCAGAGCACUUCAUCAAAGAGAAGGAGCAGUGGCUGAUGUGAGGAGCCUGCCGACGGCCACGAGACUUCCUGAAUUCUGAGCCCGCCCUCAAAUUCCGUGACAACCUGACAUGUGGGAUCGGCUGGCCAGCAUUGGCACAACGAAGAGUGAGUUUGCUUAAGAAAUGAG
Messenger RNA from Lynx canadensis (Canada lynx), 1544 nucleotides. RefSeq names its product mannosidase endo-alpha like (gene MANEAL). The coding region runs from base 44 to 1417 and encodes 457 amino acids. The transcript is spliced from 5 exons. Lineage: Eukaryota; Metazoa; Chordata; Mammalia; Carnivora; Felidae. Gene Ontology annotation, cellular component: Golgi apparatus. Gene Ontology annotation, molecular function: alpha-mannosidase activity. The record is from RefSeq and is a predicted model, not a curated record.